GUCAGGGUGACAGGAGCCAGGAGGCACCAUGGCUAGCAGCACGUACGGGAAGCUGUGGCAAGAGUCGCGGCUGACCCUUCAGGAGCUGCUGGCCCAGGAGCUGCCCAAGGAGCCGGCCAAGCCCGAGCGGAACCGCGCCGUCUUCUACCAUCGGGUGGCCACCCUCUUCGUGCGCUACCUGCAGACGGCGCGCCGCCUGGAGGCGUGUUAUGGCCAGGGGGUCCACCCGCAAAAGCGCCAGGUGCUGCGGAAGCUGUUGGACGCUGUGCUGGGCCGCAUCCUGGAGCUGAAGCAGGAGCUGGUGGAGCUGGACGUCUCCGAGUACCACUACAUGGACCACGUGCUGGAGGAACUCAAGCUCACGCCGGCGGAUCUGGAGGUGCCCAUCCCGAAAUACUUCCUGAGCGAGCGGGCCAGGGUGCUACAGGAGCGGCAAGAGGUGCUGGCGGGGCUCUUGACCCGCGUCGGACCCAGCAAGGCCGCCUUUCCGCCGCGGGCCCUCAUGCCGCGAGAGGAGGCCGUGCGGCUGAUCCAGAUGGCCGAAAGGAUGCGGCAGGGCCGCCUGCGGGCCCGCUUCAUGUGGGAGAUCCGGAGGGACGAGGAGCGCGAACGGCGGGUGCGCGAGAGCGGCAUGUCCGAGCCCAAUCGAGAGCUGGCGGCCACCUGCAUCCAGAAGAUCUGGAAGGGGUGCAUCUUGCGGAGACUCACCAAGGUCGCCCGGCAGAUGGAGAUGACCUUCAUUGGCAUGGAAAUGGAGCCGCAGUUGAUGGGACCCUCUCCGGCCAUGAUCCGGGCGCAACUCGGGGAAGAGCUGCGGCGCAUGCGCCAGUCCGACUACGAGGUCGAGUACCGGGACGCCCUGGACCACGUCCGCGACACCCUGUACGAGGUGGAAGGGCCGAGCAUGCGCGAGCAGCUGAAGGAGCAGCUGCGCCAGUGGUUCAUCGAGUGCCACGACCUGACCGGCCGCUUCCCCGACUACCCGGAGGAGGCGAUGGGGGGCUGCGCAGUCCUCUUUGCCCAGAAGACUCCGGAGGAGAUCAAGGCAGAGGCGAAGAAGAAGGAGAAGAAGAAGGAGAAGAUGGAGAAAGGCCAAAAGGAGGCCGGGAAGGAGAAGGACAAGAAGGGGAAGGACAAGAAAAUGGAGGAAGACGAAGGCCUGACGCUCUCGCCGUCCAAGUUCCUGGAGACCAUCCAGCAAGGUUUCCUGCACUACUCAGGCUGCUGGAGCGACCGGGACGAGGUCGUGAACUUUGAGCAGCGCUACCAGGUGGAGCUGAUCAAGGUCGAGAAACGGAAAGAGGUGGAGAUGGAGAUCCGCCUCCAGGUGGAUGAGCUGAUGCGUGAGGAACUCCAGAAGUUGCGUCUGGCCGUGGACCAGGAGGAGCAGCGGGCCACAAAGCCACAGAAGGCACGGAGCAGUGCCAAGAAAAAAGGAAAGAAAGGUAGAAAGGAGAAAGACCUGACCCCGGAAAGGACCAUAGAUUCCCUGUAUGAAGAGCUGGUGCUUCAGGGCAUCGUUAAAAAGCCCCAGAAGGUGCAACUAGCAGAGUAUUCAGGUGACUUCUGCUAUUUGGGCACUACCCUGCGCCAGCAGGAGAUUGAGCCGACACCCUCGACGGUGGAUGUACGGCAGAACAUGGCCUUGUAUGCUAUUCUGCGCCUGGGCUGCCAAACUGUGCAUGAGUUGGCCCCCCUGGUGAAGUCCCUCCUCUUGGCCGGUCCUGCGGGCACAGGGAAGAAGAUGCUGGUCCAAGCCGUCUGCACGGAGACAGGGGCCAACCUUUUUGACCUCUCUCCAGAAAACCUGGUGGGCAAGUACCCAGGCAAGAGUGGCCUCCAGAUGCUGGUCCACCUUGUGCUCAAGGUGGCCCGCCUCUUGAAGCCCUCGGUCAUCUGGGUAGGCAAUGCAGAGAAGACCUUUUAUAAGAAGGUUCCUAAAGAAGAGAAGGAGUUUGACCCCAGGCGCCUGAAGAGGGAGCUGCCAAAGGCCCUCCACCUUUUGAAGGCUGGCGACCGUGUGCUCCUGCUGGGCACCUCCAACAAGCCCUACCUGGCCGACGUGAAGGGCCUUUGCAAGACGUACGAGCGUGUCCUGCUCAUCCCUCGCCCAGACUACGCCUCGCGCUUUGUGGUGUGGCAGCAGCUGAUCCAGAAGCACGGUGGCGUGGUGACCUCCAGCCUGGACCUGAGCGCUUUGGCCAAAGUGUCGGAUGGCUACAGCCAGGGCAGCCUGGCGCGAGCAGUGCAGGCCGUGCUGACCGAGCGGCGCCUCCUGCAGCUGCCCAAGCGCCCACUCAAUGCAGGGGAGCUGCUGCAGAUGCUGGCCAGGACGGACCCCAUCUACCCUGAGGAAGAAGAGAUGAUCCAGGAGUGGUACUGUAAGACCCCACUGGGCAAAAGGAAGCUGAAGGAAAAAGAGGAGAAGAUCAAGGCAGCUGAGGCCAAGGACAAGAAGAAGGAGAAGAAGAAGAAAUAGGGACUGAGAGAGGGAGGGGCCAGACGGUGGCCAAGGUCUUGUGGGGUGCAAAGCAACAUAAAUGGGCUUGUGUGCGUGUGCACAAACCAGGGUUUGCCUCUGGGGAGGCUGAUUCAAGGCACUCUAGUCUUUGGUCAUCAUGUGAGCAUGUGGCAGAGCCACCUAUGAACAGUUUCUGCCCCAUUGGUAUCAGGUCAGGGUGGAAACUUUGCCAAAUCAGGAAGACACUGGGGGGCGGGGGAUCCCAGAGGAGAGGAACUGCUCUCUCCAGGAUGCUUUCUGAGUCAGAGGAGUUCUGUGGUCACUGGGCCAGUCUUGUGGCAAGAAAGGGCUUUGCAGCCCACUCCCCAGGCUCUCUGGGCAUCUUAGGGGCAGGAACUAGCUGUCCCCCAUAGAGAGGGCAGACAUGGAGAUUUCUCCUGGCUCCACAGCAGAAGAUCAGCCAUGGGCUUGCUCUGCUGAGGUCUGGAUCACCACUUUCACCAAAACGUUCCUGAUUUUUGCCAUGGGACAGAGCAUCCUGAUUUGAGAAGCAGGUCCUUGGGGAGGGGGCCCAGUCUUCUUCUUGGAAGGGCGGGCUGGCCAGUUUCAUGAAUGAUUGGUUGGGAACAGGUGCAAGGAUUCCUGAUGUCCAGAUGCAUCUUGGACUUUCACACUGCCCAAGGACCUGCCUGAGGUGCCUUGGGAGCUGUUGGGAAAAUUGCUAGUGGAAACCAGCUCUGUCUUGUCCCCUGGAGCAUCUCAGACAUUGCAAGUGGCCCCCUUCCCUGAAGGCUGGAGCACUUGCAGUGCACCAGCCAUGCCCAUCUCUGCAUUGUCCUGGGGUUUUAGAAUCCCAGCGCAGCAGGGAGUCAUU
Molecule: messenger RNA, 3335 nt
Organism: Pogona vitticeps (central bearded dragon)
Lineage: Eukaryota; Metazoa; Chordata; Lepidosauria; Squamata; Agamidae
Source: RefSeq, a predicted model, not a curated record